Molecule: messenger RNA, 5186 nt
Organism: Paramecium octaurelia
Lineage: Eukaryota; Ciliophora; Oligohymenophorea; Peniculida; Parameciidae
Source: the annotation of a GenBank genome assembly
AUGAUGGUAAUUAAACAAUAGAAGACGGCUGCUUUUAAUGUAAAUAUGAAUGUUAGGCUGAAUGUCUGACAUGUGCAGCAGGAAUCUGUUAUAGAUGCAAAUCUAACUUUUACCUUAGUUCUGACAAUGUUUGUCUUCCUGUUUGUGGCGAUGGAGUUAUUUCUAAAUUUGAAUCAUGUGAUGAUUACAACUUCGUUAUUGAAGAUGGAUGUUCAAGUUGCUCUUACUAAUGUGAAUAACCUUGUGCUCAAUGCUCUUUUGGAGUUUGUACAUCAUGUCAAACUGGAUAUUAUUUGAAUCAAUCAAAGUAGAAAUGCUUACCUAUUUGUGGUGAUAAAAUGAUCUAUGGAGAUGAAUAAUGUGAUAUUGGCAUCAUCUAAUUUGAUGAAACAAUUAAAAAUAAUACAGGGUGUAUUAGUUGUAAACUUCAAUGUUCGCCUUAAUGCGAAAUUUGCACUUAAGGCUUAUGUUUGAAGUGUAGAGAAUCUUAGGGAUGGUAUUUAGACUCAGAAACUUCAAUUUGUUACAGCAAAUGUGGAGAUUCAAUCAUAAGUGAUUCUGAGUAAUGUGAGGAUUCUAAUUCUCAGCUCAAUGAUGGAUGCACUCAAUGUCAAUUUAAUUGUUAAUAAGAAUGUUCAGUAUGCAUUUUUGGAAUAUGUUACCAAUGUAUUUCUGGAUAUAAAUUAAUUAACUCAAAAUGCUAAUCAGUAUGUGGCGAUGGGAUUAUAGCUGGAAAUGAGGAAUGUGAAAUAGGAUUGAUAGACUUUAAUGGAUAUGAAUGUGUAAAUUGUAGAUAUAAAUGUUCAGAAGGUUGUAAUAAUUGUGUCUAUGGUAAAUGUGUAGAAUGUAAAAAUAGUUACGGGUGGUACUUGAAUUUAAAUAAUUAAUGUGAAUCUAAAUGUGGUGAUUUAAUUAUCAGUGAUGUUGAGAGUUGUGAUGAUAACUCGGAAUCUUGCGAUAGUUGUGAUUUUGUUUGUGAUGAUAACUGCAAUUCAUGUCAAUUUGGAAUUUGUUAAAGUUGUAUAACAGGAUAUUAAUUAUUGCUAAAUUAAUGUGUUAAUGUUUGCGGAGAUAAAAUUUAAACACAGAAUGAAGAUUGUGAAAAUGAUGAUAUCCUCCCAUUUGAUGGAUGUUCUUUCUGUUAAUUUUAAUGUCAAAGUUAAUGCUUAUAGUGCAUAAAUGGGGAAUGUAUAUCAUGUGAUGAAAGUAGUGGAUGGUAUCUAUAAAAUAAAAGAUGCGAGACUAAAUGUGGUGAUGGUAUUAUAGCCGAAUUGGAAGAAUGUGAUGUCAAUUUAAACAUUGACAAUGGAGACAUCUCAUCUAAUCAAUGUUUUAAUUGUCGAUUAACUUGUGUUUAAAAUUGUGUGAAUUGUGAUAGGGGAAUCUGUAAAAAAUGCAAAAAUGGUUAUUAUUUAAAUGACUUAAACGAGUGUGAAAACAUAUGUGGUAAUUAAACUCCUGAGGAUUUUGAAGUAUGUGAUGAUGAUAACCUGGAUGGUUUUGAUGGUUGUUUCUAAUGCUAGUAUGACUGUUAACCUGAAUGUUAAGUUUGUCUUUAUGGAUAAUGUAUGAAUUGUUAAGACGGAUUUGUGUUUGAUAAUGAUUCUGCUACAUGCAAAUCUAUUUGUGGAGAUAUGAAACUCACUUAAUAUGAAGAAUGUGAUGACGGUAAUGAUGUACCUAAUGAUGGAUGUCAUAAUUGUAUGUAUUCAUGCACAGAAAAUUGCAUUACUUGCCUCAAAGGUGUUUGUUAUGAUUGUAUAUAGGGAUUUGUGCUUGAAUUUCCAAAAUGCAUCCCGGAUUGUAGAGAUACUAGUCUUACCUAAGAUUUAGAUAUAUGUUAUUAAAAAGAAUGUUAAAGAGAAUGCAUAAUUUGUAUAAAAGGAUCUUGUUAUAAUUGUUAAAAUGGAUGGUAUUGGAAUGAAGUAGAGUACACUUGUGAAAGCAAGUGUGGAGAUAAAAUAAUAGUAGGUGAGGAAUAAUGUGAUAUGCCUGUAAGUUAUGAAAGAAGCGACACCUAUUGUAAUGAUGAAUGUUAAUUUGCAUGUCCUGAUAAUUGUACUACUUGCUCAUUUGGUAUUUGCCAAAAAUGUUAAAGAGGCUAUUAUUUGAUAGAAAAUAAAUGCGAUAGUUAUUGUGGUGAUAAGGUAAUGACAGAAUAUGAAGGAUGUGAUGAUGAUAAUAUUUUACCAUUUGAUGGAUGUUUUUCAUGUCGAUAUGAUUGCGAAGAAUAAUGCACAUUGUGCAUAAAAGGAAAAUGCGAGGUUUGUCGAAGUGGAUAUGAAUUAAUUAAUGAUCGUUGUCUUUCUAUAUGUGGAGAUGGUAUAGUUACUGUUGAUGAAGACUGUGAUGAUCAAAAUUCUAUUAAAUAGGAUGGUUGUAAUUAAUGCAAAUUUGAAUGCGAUUAAAAUUGUUAAUUUUGUGAAUUUGGGAAAUGCGUAUUUUGUUCAAACGGAUUUUAAUUAAUAAGUUAGAUUUGUACCUCAGUUUGUGGAGAUGGUUUUAUUGUUGGAAAUGAGAAAUGUGAUGAUGCCAAUUUAAUUGAUGAAGAUGGGUGUUUUGAAUGUUAAUAUGCAUGCCAAUCAUAAUGUUAGACUUGUUUAUAUGGAUCGUGUGUUUUAUGUGAUGAAGAAAAAGGAUGGCAUCUGACAUCAUAAGGAGAUUGUUAAACUCUUUGUGGAGAUACCAUUGUAUCUGGAAUAGAAUAGUGUGAUGAUGGAAAUGAGUUGAAUUAUGAUGGAUGUUACGAAUGCAAUUAUAUUUGCUAAGAAGCUUGCACUAAAUGUAUCACUGGUUCAUGUUAUGAAUGUAACACACCAGGAUGGAGAUUGGACAACUAUUAUUGUUGGGAAAUUUGUGGAGAUGCAUUAAGGGUUGGAAUUGAAGAAUGCGACGAUGGUAAUGAUAUCCCUUAUGAUGGAUGUUUUUAAUGUAAAACACAAUGCGAAGAGGCUUGUACAGUUUGUUCUGAAGGAUAAUGCCAGGAAUGUACAUUUGGUUGGGCAUUAAAUGAUAAACAUAGAUGCGAAACCAUAUGUGGAGACAAGUAUGUUGUACCUAGAUAUGAAGAUUGUGAUGAUGGCAAUCUAUUACCUUAUGAUGGAUGCUAUGAUUGUAGUUAUUAAUGUGUUUAAUAUUGUACUGAUUGCAGAAAGGAUGUAUGCUAUGAAUGUAAUACACCUGGAUGGACUUAUGAUGAUAAAACUCAGGUGUGUAUUCCUAUUUGUGGAGAUGGGGAAGUCAAUGGAUAUGAAUAAUGUGAUGAUGGAAAUACAAUUUAAAACGAUGGUUGUAGUAUCUCUUGUGAAUAUUAAUGCCAUAUAGCAUGUCUUAAUUGUGAUAAAGGUAAAUGCUUAGAAUGUGAUCGCUAUUUGGGAUAUUUUGAAUCAAAUAAAUAAUGUUCAUCCAAAUGUGGAGAUGGACUUUGGGAAUAAAAUACAGAAUAGUGCGAUGAUGGAAACUUAGUUAACUAGGACGGUUGUGAUAGUGAUUGUAAGAUUGAAGUUGAUUGGUAUUGUGAAAGUUAAGCAAUGCAAAUAAGUAUUUGUAUUUUCAAAAGAUAACCCACUAUUCAAUUGAAGCUUUUAGAGUAAAAGGAAGGCCAAUCUAAAAUUGAAGUGACCUUCUCAACUUAGAUGAUGCUUUAACCUAAUUUUGUUUUGAUUGAAAAUGAAAAUGAUCCCAUUGAUACUGAUCAAGCUCUCUUCUUUGUCAGUGUUGAUGAAUUAAACUAAGGGGAUUUUGAAUAUAGCAUUGAAUCUGUUGUUAGUAUUUAAAGUUUUCCUUAAGAUAUUAAAUACAUCCUCAAUUUGAAUCUCUUAAAUAAUGUUUAAAAUGAUUAAAUCAAUGUUUUGGUAAUGGUUGAUAAAAGACUAAUUAUUACUGAAGAUUAUGUCAAUUUGGAAAAAAAUUCAGAUUAGAUUAGAAUACCUGUUCCAUACAUUGUUAGUUCCUAUUCUUAAAAGGUAGUUGAACUUUUUUCGAAUACAAAUGAAAUUUCUAUUUACACAGCUAUGGGUGUUUCUGUUUUAAGUAUAUUUUCAACAGGAUAUUCCAAUCUCUUCAUGACUCUUGAUACAAUCUAAUAUCUUUAUUAUGCCAGAUAUAUCAAUCUGGAAUUUCCUGAUAAUUUGUAACAAACAAUGGACAAUCUAAAAAAGUCUUCCUUGACCUAAAUGGUCAACAGUAGACUUGGGGAUACUGGAUUACCUAAAACAAUCACUGCAUAGCCUAAUUAAACAGUUAAAGAAAUGCCAAAUAAAUUCAAGAGAGACAAUUUAUAAUAUGAGUUUUCUUCAAAUAUAAAAGCAACAGCAGUCACCUUAUCAGUAGGUCUGAGUGUCUUUUUGACAACUUUAACAUUAUCCAAAUUACUCCAUUUGAUACCUCCUCAUAAACUAAAUGACCUUGGUUCAAUAGUUGGAGGUGGAAUCUUGAAAGUUCGAUCAAAAUGUACAAAGAUAUCUAAUGAUUUUGUUUACUCAGGAGCUAUUAGAUUAGUCACAAUUAAUUUCUUUGAAAUGCAAUUUGCAUCAUUACUAUAAUUAACACAUGUUGAUUUCACUUCUAAUAGUGAUAUUGCAAAUUCAAGUGGAGCCAUAGCUACUCUAGCCUUCACCUUUGUAUUUACCAGCAUACUCACUCACAGAAUAAGAUAAAUCUAAACUAAGUAAUCUCUCAGAAUGAAGCAUUACAUAAAAACACUUUUGCAAUAGGAUGACAAAAAUCUUUAGAAAUCAACAUGGCAAAUGUAGUAUAAUACAAUAUUGCUUGCAAAAAAGUCAUUAUUUAUGUUUGCAAUUGUUUGUUUUUAAAACUAAGGGUUAUAUUAAACAAUUGUAGUUGCAACAUAAGCAGCAGGGUUUGCUACUUAUUUGGCUGUAUCUUCACCAUUUUCAAAUAAUGAAGAUUAAAUUAAAUAAAUGAUUACAGAAUUAGGAAUGCUUGCAAAUUCUCUAAGUUUUUCAACCUAUUAUACAUACGAAUACUUUUCGAUAUCAAAAGAAAGUUUAAAUCAAUUAGGAUGGUUCAAUAUAGGCAUAUUUACUACCAUUUUGACUUCAAAUUUAGCAAUUGAUGCUACAACUUAAAUCAGGGUAAUGUACAAGAAAGCAAAGAGAGCCUUUGAUAGGUUUUUAGAAUCAUAAAUGCCAUCUAAAUCCAGAAUUUAACCAAUUUUUGUUUGA